Molecule: messenger RNA, 555 nt
Organism: Pipistrellus kuhlii (Kuhl's pipistrelle)
Lineage: Eukaryota; Metazoa; Chordata; Mammalia; Chiroptera; Vespertilionidae
Product: ribonuclease 4-like
Exons: 2
Coding region: 100-540 (146 amino acids)
Molecular function (GO): nucleic acid binding
Source: RefSeq, a predicted model, not a curated record
GGCGUAGAUCCAAAGCAGGAGUCAAAACAGCAUCUUCCUGUUUUCUACUAGCUCCCGUUUUCUUACAGAGGAGGAAGAAGCAGGCACCUCCAGGUAGUGAUGGCUCUCCAGAAGACCCUUUCACUGCUUCUGCUCUUGCUGCUGACCCUGCUGGGGCUGAGGCUGGUGAAGCUCUUCUAUGGGGAGACCCCAUAUGAAAAAUUCCAGCGGCAACAUGUGGACUCUGAAGAGUCAGGUGACACCGACUUGUACUGCAACACGAUGAUGGAAAAACGGGGGAUGACUUCAGGUCAUUGCAAGGAUUUCAACACCUUCAUCCAUGAAAACAUCAGGACCAUUAACAACAUCUGCAAGAACCCCCAUAUCCGGUGCAAGAGGGGCACGAUGAACUGCCAUGAGGGUGUAGUAAAAGUCACAGACUGCAAACAUACAGAACGUUACCAGCCCCCCACAUGCAAUUAUCAGGCCUGGGCCAGCACUAGGCGUGUGGUCAUUGCCUGUGAGGAUAACCCCCUGGUGCCUGUGCACUUGGACAGUUAAAUGCUACCCUGCAGG